UGAAUUGAAAACAAUAGAGGGGGAUCGGGAAAUCUUCGAGUUACGGCUUCGCGCUUGCAGCUAACCUCUCAGCUCCCACCCCCUCGGCGUGGUUUUCUGUGUCACGCGAUGUACAAUCAGAGAAAUACUGAAAUAAUUGACUUUAUUUGGUAUCCAUCGUAUCUGCCCGUUUUUAUCAGGCAAUGACUUUGUUGUUUGGUCUCUCCGUGUCACAUUUUGGCCGUCUGGCCUGGUUCUAGUCUAUUCAAAAUGGAGGACAAAUACGGACUUAUUAUAUUGUGGGCCUCUUUUUCUCUUUUAGUGAUUAUAAUUUACCUAUGGAAGCGACACAAAAAUCUUAACAAUGAAASAAAGGAUAAGGAAACUAUAGGAACACACAAAUCUGUUAAGGAAGCAAGACUGAAACAUUUUAAAAUGGAAACAAAUGUAGAGAAAUCUGAGCAGCAAUUCGAGGGUUUUCAUCAACAAAGUGAAACUUUAAGUGGACAAAACGAAAUGARCAUUAGGAAAAGAAAAGGGAAUGGAAAGACAAAGUAUAAAGCAAUCAACCAAAAAACAAUCGUUGGCCCAACAACAAUUUACAACRAACGAGCAGAAAUGGGAAGUCAUUUUGAUGUCGACACAGGAAGCCCAAUAACUCAACCACUAAAAACGUUAGAGGAAGCCCUGCUAUGGAGGCCUGGUUAUGAUGAAUUUAAUGUUGCUAGGGUCAAAUUAGAUUCUGGUUGCCAAGGACUUGAUAAMAGACCAAGAACUUUGGUAUGUCAUGAUAUGAAAGGCGGUUACAUUGAAGACAGGUUUGUCCAAGGAUAUCUGUCCUCAAGCUGUUAUCGUAUUUAUCACUGGCAGUAUAUUGACGUCUUUGUAUACUUCAGCCAUCAUUUUGUGACUAUUCCYCCUCCAUGUUGGACUAAUGCAGCUCAUAGUAAUGGAGUCRUAGUUCUCGGUACCUURAUCACAGAGUGGGAAGAUGGUGCACAAAGGUGUAGUGAAUUCCUGGAAGAUGAACACUCUUAUAAAGCACUUGCAAACCAACUUGUUGACAUAACAGAAUAUUACAACUUUGAUGGCUGGUUGAUUAAUAUCGAGAACCCUAUCCAGCCUGGGAAAGUUCAAAACUUAGUCGAUUUUGUUGAUUACUUGACCAAAGCUUUGCAUGCCUCCAAUCCUGUGGGUUUAGUGAUUUGGUAUGAUAGUGUUACAAAUAAAGGAGAUUUGAAGUGGCAAAAUGAGCUAAACUCAUCAAACAGCCAAUUUUUUGAUGUCUGUGAUGGAAUAUUCCUCAACUACACAUGGUCAAUACACCAGUUGUCUGUUUCUGGACAUGCUGCAACUGCCUAUCGGCGAUCAACAGCAGAUGUCUAUGUUGGUGUAGAUGUUUUUGGGCGUGGCUGCUAUGAGGGUGGUGGCUAUAAGACUCGAAUGGCUGUGAAAGCGGCUAGGGAAGAGAAGCUCUCAGCAGCAAUUUUUGCCCCAGGUUGGGUUCUAGAAACUCAAGGAGAGGAAAACUUUACUGUCAAUGAAAACAAAUUUUGGCAUCUUCUGAGUAAAGACUGUCCUACCCAUCCCAUGGUCAGGAGUAUACCAUUUGUCACCAAUCUUUGUCAGGGUUAUGGAGAAAAGGUGUUCAUUGAUGGGAAGGUUGCCYUCAGCCACCCAUGGACUAACUUAAGCUGUCAACAAACUCAACCAUCUUUCAACAAUGCAUUUUACAACCUUGGAAAAGGAGGCAUAGUUAUCAGUGAUGUUAUGCAUAGUCUGGAURAUGCUUWCAAUGGUGGGGGRUGUCAGCUGGUCCAAGGACGUACAARUCAUACUGCRCAGAAAGCUAAGGGUGUUGUAAGGUUGUUUGAAGCUGACUUUACAAUGUCAAGUGGAAUUCUCGUUUCUUUUACGUAUAAGUUAUCACCAGCCAAUUGCUUUGAAGUUGGCCUCCAAUUUCAGACAGACCGUACACCUACUUACAUACUACUCUGYCCUCCUCCUGCAGAUMYAAAAGACUAUGCAAAAGAAAGUCCAGAGAACUCUAAACUUAUUGACAUGUUUAAACACAAGUAUGGCGCUAGUCCUUCACGGCUACUGUCGUCAUCGGUUUUCAUGUCACCCAUUGGUAAAGAGCACUUUGAGGCUUAUGCCCCACUAACCAAGAAUGAUGACCAUCUYGUACAAAAAGACUUUGGUGUAGAGGCUGAUGCAGGUCCAUGGAAAACGAGGCAUUAUCUUAUAACUGGACGACAUCUUGUUGGUUGUAAAGUGAAGGAAAUUCGAGUUGUUUGYGCAAAACCUGGUGACGAUGGAACUGACAUUCAAGGUUUUGUUAGCGUUCCCUUCAAGUUUCACAUCGGAGAAAUCAAGAUCCUAGACCCCAUAGUUCUGAAACAGUCAAUCCCAACCGUGAGUAGCCUGAGAUACAGAAACGUUGUUUGGAAAAARGGAAAUAAUCAUAGCAACAGUCUUAGCCUCACUCUGAUGUGGGACUGGCCAAUGACAAGCGACGUGGAAAAGCUUUCUUAUUGUGACGUACAUGUUGCUGUUGGCAGCAGUCAAUCAUAUGUGUUUGUUGGACGUGCUUUCGUAGACGCGUACCGGGUUUGUAAUCUGGCAGUUCCUGCUAAUGUUAAUUCAGUAGAAUUUGUUAUCCAAGCCGUGACGAUAUCCAGACGAAAACGAACACUAAAUGAUUCUGCGUCGAUUAUAUUGGCGUGGGAGUAAGUUAUCAUUAUCCAAUAGACUAAUAAUAGUGAAUAACAACCUCGUUCCCAGGGCCUUAUCCCUAAGGCCCUGGGAACGAGGUUGAGCGAAUAAUUAAUAAAAAUAUUUUAUUAUUAAUAAUUCAAAUAUAGAGAAUUUUUUGUAAUAUACAGAUCUAUGUGUUUUGAGAUAUGCUAGUUACGCACAAACUGAAUAAAGAGUGAGAUGUCUACAUUGAA
Exaiptasia diaphana is the source of this 2930-nucleotide messenger RNA. Its product is annotated as cytosolic endo-beta-N-acetylglucosaminidase. Gene Ontology annotation, cellular component: cytoplasm. The record is from RefSeq and is a predicted model, not a curated record. Lineage: Eukaryota; Metazoa; Cnidaria; Anthozoa; Actiniaria; Aiptasiidae. The transcript has 11 exons. Gene Ontology annotation, molecular function: mannosyl-glycoprotein endo-beta-N-acetylglucosaminidase activity. Gene Ontology annotation, biological process: protein deglycosylation. The coding region runs from base 250 to 2712 and encodes 820 amino acids.